CGCCACGUUUAUAUUUCAAUAAAGUAAUUAUUUUUUAAGUUUGAUCUACAUUAUAGCUACGCCCAAUUCGAGUGAUAUUUCAGCUUUAGCAACAACGUGUGUAUUCAGCGGCAUGACUUUAUCUUUUUAGUAAGAUAUAGGGUAGUGGUUUUGUGUGACAGCGUGGGUACAGCUCAGUCCCCCAUCUCGGGGAAUUUUCCAAACCUUGGGAAAUCUUUGGGUUUUUGUGCCAAUUUUCUCUAAAAUAUAGAGAUUUGGAGAUGUGACUAGUCGUAAAUUUUUGGUUAGUUGGUCUUUUACCUUCCCAGGGUUUAACUCAGAAUGUAGUGUUGAACGAUCAUAAUCUGAAAUCUUGAUUCAGUGGCUGAGAUUAGAAACGAAGUGUUAUGUGUGUGUGAGGAAUUCAAAUUAUGAUUUACAGUUGGUGGUUAAUGUUAGGAAUUAGAUUUAGGGUUUUCACCACAAAUUCACAUAAGCUACAAUGCCAAGAGUCUAUUUGGCCAAAUGGUUGGGUGAAUUUCGCUCCGAAAUCCGAUACCUGUUACAUUAUACGUCUCGUGUUUGCCUGUUAUUUAAUGCAUAUGUAAUUGGUUUUAACCGACGCUUUAAGCAAUGUACGAAACUAGCUAGCGUUUCCAAUAAUUUAUGCCAAACUUAUGCCAUAAGAUACCGAAUAGUAUUGACGAAACUGUGUUGUAUUAAGUGACAGGGUAACGUUAGUUAACGUAAGCUUAAGAUCACAGAACCUACUGUAUAUCCUAGAUAUAGGUGUAUUUAUUUGUGAUGGCAAUCACUAUUUACCUUCAAAAACAUUGUAUAUUGACUUCCUCAAAAAUUAAUUCAGUUAUAUCAGACGCGCAACAGUUCUGUGAUCUUUUGAAAGCUUUAACAAUGGAAAUCAUAUUACUGCCGUUGUUGAUUGGUUAUCUAUUAGUCCAGCACAUGACAUUUAAUAUUUUCUGCAUAAAUCCCAAAUUUCGCAACCAGUGAGGUAUCUGAAUAAAUUACUACGUUGUCCUAAAGUCAUUUUCCUCUAACCAGGUUACUUAUUCACACCUGACAAAUUUUAAACUAUUAUUGGCUACUUCGUGUUUUCCCUGUUCAAAACCAUACUAACUAGUCCAUUCCUUUCAGCUUUAAUAUGUUGCCUCUAUGAUAACCCUUACUUUAAAUUUGCUCGAUACCAUAGGCAUUACGAAAAUGACAAGACAAUAGCGUCAUAUGUGCUGUUAAAAAUGAGUUGUAGCCAGUCAUAAUCAACUUAGAGAUAUAACCUAGAUAAAUCUGACAGUUUUGGAAAACAGUUAAUAUUAAAGUAUUUAAGCCAUUCAGUCAUUUAUAAGUAAAAUCAAAAUAUCCCGUGGACCUAAUGUUUGUAGAUAGUACAACUUUUUUCUCAUUGCAAAACAUGUACUAUUCAGAAUACAGAUAACCCAUUUUCUCAGUGUCGAUAGUGCUUUCAGUUUCUAAACUAUUACUGUUUUGUAAAUCUCUUUGUCAGUGCCGAUUUUACUUUGCGGGUGCUCAUCCAUUUAUUUUAUUGUUAGAACUAGGAUAAUUUUAUCUAUUUCAAACAACUGAAAGAUAUUUGUGGAAUGCCCGGUUGACUUCCUGAUUAUCCACCUGGUUGAUGGAAAGCCCAGUUCUGAACUUUAAAUUGACUUGGAAAGAUGCAUACCACAUAAGAUAAUUUUUUUCAUUUAGGGUAACACAUGAUAUUUUUGGUCCAUUGAACGUUUAUCAGCUGACUUGUUCUUAAUUAAUAUCUGAGUAGUUUACAUAGGUCAUAUAUGUUGCUAGGUUUUAGUGUUUAUUUUAUAUUUCUUUAUAUCCAUGUAUACGCUCGUUACUUUAUUCUCUUUCCUAUUAUUUUCAGUCCUUUUUUAUACGUUAUUCAUGCAUUUUUUAAAACUUAUUUUCUAAACACCUCUUCUCCAUACCCACAAAUUUCUAACAAACUGCUUGACCACCUGGGUAGAUUUCAUGCAAUUAUUUCACUCUUGUUCAUUUACGUUUAUUGUAAUCCUACCAACCGAAGCGGUCUUAUUGUUCAAAACAAACGGUUCUACUUGUAAAAUCUGAUGUGUAAUUACCCAGAAAUACGUAUAUGGGACAAUUUUUUGUUUUCGAAUUAUCAUGAUAGGAAUAUUCACAUUAAAAUUUUAAUGUUAUAUAACUAAAAAUGUUGACUUUAACCCUUCUGUGAUUUCCAAGUAUUCAUCAUAAAUAAUCUUUGUUUAUUUAGAAUAUAAAUCCAUGUAAGCUUAUUAUAUUUUCCAAAACACUGAUCAUAUAGGCGUCCUUUUAUGUUUGAAGACUUCUAUCAUUCAGUUGAUUUUUGAUGUAAAAAUUAAACUCCGGUUACUCUAUUUGUGUAUGAAACCUAAGGAAGCGCAACUUUACUGAAUUACUUGAUAUACGUUAUGAACACGGAAGUGGGUAGAUUAAAUGCGUACAAAGAAAAAACUAAAGUUGAUGGUGAAGAGCUAGUACUCAAUGUCUUUCCAAAACGUGUAUUUGAAAUGGAAGACAUAUUAGCGUCGGACAUGUUUUUUCUAGAGGGAAAGUAUGUCCAUUCUGAUGUGAAUAUACCUUAUCCUAUUAAUCCACAUAAUUCGUUGCCUCCUGGUGAUGAUAUGGAUUCUGGUUUAACCAAUGCUACAGAUAAACCGACCAAUGAUAAACAACAGUUUCCUAGUAAAGGUUCUUUUGUCUACGCCUUACCAAAUGGCUCUGUGUCAUAUAAUAAACAUAUCAAAGCUAUGAUAGAGAAAACCAAACCAUGUUUAACUCAACUUAUGAUUGAAGCUCAACUUGUUCGUUUAUGGGUCCAAUUUAAUAUACCACGAAUUGAAGAUGGAAAUAAUUUUGGUGUAGGAAUACAAGAAGAGAUUUUAGGUGAAGCAUCGGGUAUCGAGAGGGAUGCAUGUACUUUCUUGGAUCAAGUCACAAGAUAUUAUGCCUCAAGAGGGAAAUUAGUGGGUAAAGUAGCAAAAUAUCCUCAUAUUGAAGACUAUCGUGAAUGUAUCCGUGAUAUGGAUGAGAAACAAGCAAUAACAAUGCGAUAUAUUAUCAUGGAAAUUCGUAAUCACUAUGCCACCUUGCAUGAUAUAAUAAUAAAAAAUCUGGAUCGUAUAAAAAUGCCUCGUUCCAAUAAUGCGAUCAAUAUGUACUAAUUCACGAAACCCAGAUUUAGUUAUGUGUUUGCUCACAUUAUAAGAUUUUGAUUGUAUGUAAAUACAUACGUUUGAAACGUAUUUGAAAGCUUUUGUUUCUAUAUGCUGUUUCUGCUUGCGAUCUUUAUUUGUAACCUGAAACGAUGAUCCUACAUGCGUAUUUAUACAAUUUGUAAGACGAAGGCAGUUUCAGCAUUUAACAUUUCCGUUUGCAUAUCAAUUCUAACAAACCGUUUCAUUCUUUAAGUUUCGUAAAAUCGCUUUUCACUAAUAAAUAAUUCACUAACAAAGGCAAAACAUUUAUCUUAAUGUUAAGCAACCCAUCCUAAUUGCAGCUUAACUGUGGGUUCCAUAAAAGGCUGAACAUAGUGUGUUGUCAGAUUUGCUGUCUCUUUGUGGGAUACCGUUUAGCAUAUUUUCAAUUUAAAAUUAGGGGAUGCAAUGGUAACUAGCUAUAUGGUCUAUGCAUUUAACCCACUAUAAACUAACUUCACUAUUAUGAUUCCUGUGGUUAUAAAUAAUCCAGGUGCUCUUCGGAGCUCCAUAUUAGUGGCUUCGUAAUGAAAAGAAUUGCAGUCGUUUGAUACUGUAAGAUCCAUUUUGAAUGUUUUGUGUGUUGGUGAAAAUCCUUCCAUCUAUGUACUUGUACUUUGUUCCUAUUGAUCCCCUUAGUUGUACACUGUUGUCUUUUGGUUACAUUUGAAUUGUUAAUACUUGUAUUUUUUAUUAUAGUUUUUGUUUUUUUACGCACUCACUAAGUUUGUGUUUCUUCCUGAACUGCAUCUGUGUUGUUUUACUUGACACUUGUUCUUGGCGGUAGCCAUAUUGAUUUGCUCCUCCUUUUGUGUGCGUUCUAUCCAGUCAGGAUAGAAUAACGUUCAUCUGUUGUGACUGAUUCGAUUGAUUGAACAAUUAUUGGUUGAAUAGCCGGGUGGUAAUAUUUGUUUAGAACUGCAGAAUCCAAACUACGGUUUGGAUAGAAGAAUAGCCGACCGGGGACUUUAGACACGCGCUAUUU
Messenger RNA from Schistosoma curassoni, 4194 nucleotides. The record is from the annotation of a GenBank genome assembly. NCBI's taxonomy places the organism in Eukaryota, Metazoa, Platyhelminthes, Trematoda, Strigeidida, Schistosomatidae.